AAAAAGCUAAUUGAACAAGAUGCAGUUUAUCAAGCAAAAAGAGAAAAGGAAAACUGCAAGAAAAUAAACAAACUGAAGGAGGAGCUAACAAAACUCAAAUCAUUCACUUUAAUGGUAGUGGAUGAACAACAACGAUUAACGGAAGAGCUGAGCCAGCAAACUCAACAAAUCCAGAAUUUAACCACCACUGCAGAACAAGCACAUGAAAAACUCUCCAUUGCAGAAUCAAAAGCCCAAGAACAGGAGCAGAAAGCUCUCAGGUUGGAAGAAGAACUUCAAGCACAAAUUAGAAAGAUAUCUCAAGAACAGGAAGCUACAAUGGCCAAAUUAACCAAUGAAGAGAGCCAAAAUCGUCAGCUCCGCUUAAAAUUAACAGUUCUUAGUCGACAGAUUGAUGAACUUGAAGAAACUAACAAGUCCUUAAGAAAGGCAGAAGAAGAACUGCAAGAUCUAAGAGAGAAAAUCAACAGAGGGGAAUGUGGAAACUCUACCCUUAUGUCUGAAGUGGAGGUGCUCCGGAAAAGAGUCCUAGAGAUGGAAGGAAAAGAUGAGGAACUCAUAAAACUGGAAGAGCAAUGCCGAGAACUUCAUAAGAGGCUAGAAAAAGAAGUCACACAAAGUAAAAAUUUUAAAGUAGAAGUUGAUAAACUCAACAAGAGAAUUAUGGAGCUUGAUAAACUGGAGGAUGCUUUCAGCAAGAGCAAGCAGGAAUGCUGCUCUUUAAAAUGUAACCUAGAAAAAGAAAAAAUGUUAACAAAGCAGCUAUCACAGGAACUCGAUGGCCUAAAAGUUCGCAUAGGAGAGCUUGAAACCACUGAGAAUAAAUUAGAAAAAACAGAGUUCACGCUUAAGGAAGAUUUGUCUAAACUGAAAUCAUUAACUGUAAUGCUUGUAGAUGAGAGGAAAACAAUGAAUGAAAAAAUAAAGCAAACAGAAGAAAAGGUACAGACUGCAAAUUUACAGCUUCAGUUGGAACAAAAAAAAGUUAUGUCAGUCACAGAAAAAUUGAUUGAAGAGAGUAAGAAAGCAUUAAAAUUUAAAAAUGAUGCUGAGGAAAAAAUGUCCAACCUCACAAGGGAGAGAGAUGAAUUGAAAAACAAACUGAAAACAGAGGAGGAGAAAGGAAAUGAUCUCUCAUCUAAGAUGAAUCUGCUAAGAAAAAAGCUUCAGUCCUUGGAAGCCAUAGAAAAAGAAUUUCUUAAAAAUAAACUUAAGGAGACAACAAAACCUAACCCAACUUUCCAGCAAGAAAACAACAAGAUUAAAGAACUAGUCCAGGAAAUUGAGAAGCUGAAACAUAAACUUAAAGAAAUGAAGGCCAUAGAAGAUGAUCUCAUGAAAACUGAAGAUGAAUUUGAAUCUUUAGAACGCAGAUAUGUUAAUGAACAAGACAAAGCCAGAUUUUUAUCAGAGGAACUUGAGAUAGUAAAGAGAGAACUGGCACGGUAUAAGUUAGCAGAAAAGACAGAAUGCAACCACGAGCAGAGAUUAUUCAGAAAACUCAAGGAAGAAACAGCCAAGUCAGGUCAUCUUUCAAGGGAAGUAGAUGCACUGAAAGAGAAAAUCCAUGAAUAUAUGGCAACAGAAGAUUUAAUAUGUCAUUUAAGAGAAGACCACAGAAUCUUGCAAAAGAAACUUACUCACCAAGAAAAUAAAAACAAAGAAUUAGGCAGAGAAAUGGAAACCCUUAACAAAGAACUGGAGAGGUACAGACAUUUCAGUAAAAGCCUCAGACCAAGUCUCAAUGGAAGGAGAAUUUCUGACUUACAAGUUGCCUCCAAGGAAGUCCAAACAGAACCAGUUGACAAUGAACCACCUGAUUACAAGAGUCUAGUUCCUUUGGAAAGGGCUGUCAUAAAUGGACAUUUAUAUGAAGAAAGUGAUGAUGAUGAUGAUGGUGAUGAUGAUGAUGAUGAUGAUGAACCAAUGGUUUCCUUCAAGUGCAAUUCUUCUGUUGCAAAUGUAGUAAAUAACAGCAAACUUUGGAUCCCCUGGAUGAAGUCCAAAGAAAGCCACAUUCAAAAUGGAAGAAUUUAUGCCAAGCAGAACGGGAAUUGUAUUCAGCCUGGAAAUUUAGUUUUAAGCCACACACCAGGCCAGCCUCUUCAUAUAAAGGUUACUCCAGAUCAUGAGCAAAACACAGCCAUGCUUGAAAUAACAAGCCCAACUUCAGAGAGUUCUCACUCCUUUACUAGUACAGCUGUAAUACCCAAUUGUGGCACUUCAAAGCAAAGGAUAACUAUAAUUCAAAAUGAAUCAUUAACUCCUAUAAAAUCUAAAGUACCUGAUGGCUACUCAAGUCAAGAGCAAGCCAUUGCACCUCUUACCGUGACCACUUUUGCUAGAUCUCAAGCACCUGAAUUAUGUGGUUCUGUAAUAUCUGAAAGAACAAUGUCUCCUUUGGCUUUGACAACUGCAAGUUCCCCUGAGCGGUUACUUUCACCAGAGCCCCUGGAAGUGGCUGACAAGCAUACUGUUUUUAAAGUAUCCCCUGAAAGGCAAUCAUCUUGGCAGUUUCAAAGAUCUAACAGUUCUAGCUCUAGUGUAAUAACUACUGAGGAUAAUAAAAUACAUAUUCAUUUAGGAAAUCCUUAUGCACAAGGUAUUCCUAAUUCUGUAAAAAACAGUAACCCUUGCAUUCCCAUGCAGGAUAACAGAACUCCUAAUGGAACACCAAGUAAAUCUAUCAACAAAAUCACCAGCAGCAUCACUAUUACACCAACAGCAACUACUCUCCCCCGACAGUCACAAAUUACAGUAAGUAGUGUCUACCACUGACUUUUCCUCGUUCUGCUGACAUACAUAUCACUAUCGCAAAUGUAUGCUUUCCUUCCCAGGAAGACUAUUUUUGGGACAAUCUUAAUGAGAAUUUGGGGCAAGUUCUUUGCAUGUGUCAAUAAGAGCAUACAAAACUAACUUGCUGGUUUGUCUCUUUAAUCACAUGAAUUGUGCACUUAUUGUAUUAUCUGUUCAAUUAAGUAUAUUUUCUGUUAGAUACUUAGACUUGCACCUGUAUAAAUGCAACUUUAUGUAUUUAUAUUUUUAAUAUUGACAUUAUUUUAGCCUGCAAUUAUUUCACUGAAACAUUUUAACAUUAUAAAACAGUAAAUAUUUUUUUAA
Messenger RNA from Python bivittatus (Burmese python), 3120 nucleotides. NCBI's taxonomy places the organism in Eukaryota, Metazoa, Chordata, Lepidosauria, Squamata, Pythonidae. The record is from RefSeq and is a predicted model, not a curated record.